Molecule: messenger RNA, 443 nt
Organism: Ostrinia furnacalis (Asian corn borer)
Lineage: Eukaryota; Metazoa; Arthropoda; Insecta; Lepidoptera; Crambidae
Exons: 3
Coding region: 3-443 (146 amino acids)
Source: RefSeq, a predicted model, not a curated record
GUAUGAAAGUGGGGAGGAAAAGGCGAACGUCUGUAUUUUACGUUCGUUAUGUAGUUCAUGUCCUCAAGCGUAUCGUUGCAGUUGUAACUAUGGCGUGUUUAAGUUCCAGUAGGCUCUGUGCUCGUGUUCAAGAUAAGUUAUUGUGUCAAUUUGGACAUAAAGUUCGAAGGCAAACUGUAUUUGUGAAACUCAAACCCCCUGGACCUUCUCCUUUGCGGAUAUUUGGAAAGACUUGCCAGAGGGUAACAACAUGCGGGCCCGCCUGUGGCUCCGGCGGCGCGAGCGCAGCCACCUCGUCGGUCGGCGUUGCGCGCCGCCUCGCCUCCAGCCUACAGAGCACAAGCACCGGCUCCCUCCCAGACUACGGCACACAAAUCGUCGACCCCUACCGCUUGCUUGAAGACGACCUCAAUGGCAUAUACGAAGACAUACGAGCGACGUAA